Cuscuta campestris is the source of this 1157-nucleotide messenger RNA. NCBI's taxonomy places the organism in Eukaryota, Viridiplantae, Streptophyta, Magnoliopsida, Solanales, Convolvulaceae. The record is from the annotation of a GenBank genome assembly.
CGGACGACGACGGCAAGUCCCAAGCGCUCGACAACGGCAGAUCCCUUCGCACAAAAUUCGAUCUGAGCCAACGGCAGAUCCCUAGCGCUGGACGACAAUGGAGAUGGACGCAAGCACGCAGCACAGAGAUGUCAGAAGCAAGUCAUGUGUCUCAAUUUUUGUCUCAGGCGAAUGGGAAUGGGGCGGAAUCUGAUGGGCCAAUUUCGACUCUGGACGGCUUAGUGUGACAACAUCGAAGGAAGCAGGAAAUUGGAUGGAAAGAGGAGUGGGCAGGACUUUUUAGAUGCAUCGGUUUGGCAAUCUGCAAAAGCUUGCAAAAUUUUGCCUUACAAUUUGGAGAAUCUGUAAAAUGUUCUAAUGCUAGAUGGUAGAAACCUUUUAAGCUUCAUGUUGGUUUUUUCAUACACUUCUCACAAGUAUGCCAGUACUCAUUAUUUGGUCUUCUUUUAUAUAUCAUGUGUACAAGAUGAACUUCUUUGCCGAUUUGUUUUCCCAGAGAGGCCCGAAGCUCUAAUGAAAUUCUUAGACACAUUCAGCCCACGUUGGAAAAUAAGUUUGUUCCAUUACCGCUCACAGGGAGAAACAUGCACAGAAAAGAAUGAAUGCUCUUCGUAAGCUAUAAUUGACGUACACUCCAGCAUUCUUUUCCCAUGAUACGUUCCAGAGGAAUGACAAAAUCUCAUCUUCUUCCAUCUUACAAAGGGGCAUGCAGUUUCAGAAUCUUCAAUGGAUACAAACAACUUUGGUGGUUGGACUUUUGUGUUGGGAACAAUCUUGCCGACAAUGCUGAUUGGCUGCAGUAUAUAUGUUUGUGUCAUCAAUUCCUAUUCAGGCUUGGGAGUGGAUUGGCAUUGUUGCAUCAGCACGAAAGUGAAUAUGACUAAAGGAGCUAUGAAUCCUCUUGAUGUUAUACGUAGUAAAUCAGGGAUGACUUUUCUCUACAAACUGGAAGGAAUGUGGUACAUGGUAGUAGUAGCCUUGAGAAUGGGGAGCAUGAAUUCGGUAUGCCUUUAUACUCAGUUUUGCUUUUAUGUUUAUGAUGGAAAUUUUUUGACACUAACUAGCUGGAUGAAUCCCAAUUUUGGUAGAAAUUUUAUGAAUUUGAUUUGAUGUUAAUGUGAGGAAGAUAAUCAUGUAAAUAUAUGAUUACAAUUGAU